Messenger RNA from Striga asiatica, 519 nucleotides. Lineage: Eukaryota; Viridiplantae; Streptophyta; Magnoliopsida; Lamiales; Orobanchaceae. The record is from the annotation of a GenBank genome assembly.
AUGUCAACCCUCAUCAAGACCUUCUCCUCAGAUGCAGCAGCCCACAAAACUCCAUCAUCUCCACGAUCAGCCGCCACCACCAGCCAUGGAAGCCCUAGGCUAACGAACCUCCCUCAAUCUCGGCGUCCACACAUCACACGGCUCCCUCACCCUUCCCAACUCAAAGUCCCAGAAUAUUCCAAGUCCCCUCAACGUGCCAAGCUCCGCCGGCGAUCAAAGGCUCCAGAUUCCAGGCGAAUACGAGUAGCAUCAGCCCGACGGCGAGAAGGCCAGCGCACGCCGGCGAUUCGAACGCCACCAGCGACGAGGCGAGCCAUUCACAGCGCCGGAGAGCCACCAGUUGCCGGCGAGUCAGGAUCGAGCUCCUCCGUGACUGAAGCAGGCCGAACAGAACCUGGCCGGAAGCAGCCUUGUCCAGCGGCUGAGACACCUUUUUCUGGUACACCGGGAGCAGCCGAUUUCCGGCAAGGAGCAGUGAACGUCAUUCGAGAGCCGGCGACCUUAUUCCAAAAUAUGUAA